UCCAACCAAUAUGCACUUAAAGAAUGUGGCCGUCCUUCAAUUUUCAGACAAUGACUUCAUAGUUGAUUCGAAACUACAGAGCUUCAUCAAGACGGCAAAUAAAUUGAAAGUUCUUUCUCUUAAAAGUUGUAAAAGAAUAACUAGAACACUAGACUUCUCCAGAUGCCUGAAUUUAGAGAGGCUUGCUUUCGAAGAUUGUUCCAAUUUGGAGAAAAUUGACGUCUCUAUUGGGAAGUUGAAGCAUCUGAUUGGCUUGAAGAUUUUUCUUUGCCAUUGUCUUCAAAAUUUGCCUGAAGAAAUUGGGGACCUAAUGAAUUUGGAGCACUUCAUUGUACAACAAUGUCAUAAAGUGAAGAAACUCCCAGAUUCCAUAUGGAAGUUGAAGUCAUUAUGUGAGUUGCACUUUUCAACCGAUCCUACUCUUGAUUCAGAAAAACUAUGGGAGUUACCUAGUGCUAUUGAAAAGCUUCAAAAUUUGGAAACACUUCAAGUCAAUAGUCCCUAUUUAAAAGGUCAACUUUUUCCCGAAAUCGGAAGAUUGCACUGCCUAAAAAUUCUAAAUAUAUCACGUACUAGGGUUAGUGAAGUUCCAGAGACCAUUAGCAUGCUUCCUUGCUUGCAAAGAUUGGAAUUGCUGGCUUGUCAUCAAAAUCAAAAGUUGCCGACGCUCCCAAUUAGUUUAACCCACCUACAAUUUGAAUCCGCAUUGUUGCGAGUAAUCCCAGAUCUCUCAAACUUGACUAAUUUGGUUGAGCUGUAUCUAGAUGAUGGAGGAGAAAGAGGUAAACAUUGUACUGGUGGGUUUUCGUGGAUUGAGAGGUUAUCCAAGCUGACUAAAUUGAGCUUGAGACUUAACCAUGUUAGAUCUGCCAUUCAUAUGGAAACUUUUCCGCAACUUCCCUCAUCUCUACAAAAUCUAGGUCUCAGUGAUAUUCGUCUAAUCGAGUCACUAUGUCCGAACAUGAGAAAUCUGUUACAUCUAGAUCUCUCUAGAAUUCAGAGGCAGGUAUUUGAAUUCGAUGGGCUUCAACUUCCACAUUUGAGGGAGUUGUCAGUGCAAGAGUGUUUCACCCUCAAGAGACUUAGGCUAUCAAGCAUGAGGAAGCUAAAAGGCGUCCGGGUGAGCCUUUGCUCUUCGCUAGAUCGGAUCCAAUUUCCUUGGGUGUUCGAUUCACUGGAGGCAUUGUCUAUUGGAGGUUGCAAAUCCUUGAAAUGGAUAGUUUAUGUGAAGGAAACUGGACAGGAUAAUAGUGAAUAUGCUAAUGAGAUGAUUACUUCCGAAGCGAGAGUAAUCCUUCCAUCAAGAGCCUUGAAUAAGUUGCAAAGUUUCAUGCUGUCGAAUUGCCGGCAAAUACACGAGAUUCAAAUUGUUGGUACGUUUGAAGUGUUGGAAUGCUUCGAGGUUCAUGAUUGUUCUUCACUGGAAAGUCUUGGUGGUUUGUCAAACUCAAAGAACCUUCAGCAUUUAUGCAUCGGCGAAAACAAUGCGCUCCGGGAUAUCGAAGGCCUCAAGUGCGGAUCCUCGGAAAGUUUGAUUGAUGUAUUGAGCACCAAAUUGCCAAUUCAUUGCCACAUAAAAAUCUUUGGCGGCACGAAGAUCUUCGAGGGCACCCUCGAGUCCUGCAAGCACCAGGUACAGAAGCAGAGGAGGAGGCUGAGCUUCAACAGUUUUCUCCACUGCAUCCUCCCCUGUUUUUUCCGGCUCGAUUAAGAAGCCGCCUCAAACUGGAAUUAGAGCAGAGGAGAAGGCUGGGGAGAGUGUCGUUCCAAUGCGAGAAGUUCAGCAGAUUGUGAUGUCAAUGGCUGGUUAAGAUGGCAAGCUGGCCGGAACCAGAGAGGUCUCUCUCUGAAAGAAGCUAAAGAGAACGCUGGCCAUCAAGUCAGAAUGAAGUUGGCUGAAAGCAGAGGUAGAGAGUGCAGAAACACUCGAAAUGCAAUGGAGGGUAUACUUGUCCAUUUUAGUGAUUAAUGCCAAUGGCGUAUAUCAAAGCAAA
Molecule: messenger RNA, 1994 nt
Organism: Eucalyptus grandis
Lineage: Eukaryota; Viridiplantae; Streptophyta; Magnoliopsida; Myrtales; Myrtaceae
Product: disease resistance protein RPV1-like
Exons: 3
Coding region: 11-1711 (566 amino acids)
Source: RefSeq, a predicted model, not a curated record